Molecule: messenger RNA, 4354 nt
Organism: Puntigrus tetrazona (Sumatra barb)
Lineage: Eukaryota; Metazoa; Chordata; Actinopteri; Cypriniformes; Cyprinidae
Gene: dachd
Product: dachshund d
Exons: 13
Coding region: 159-2192 (677 amino acids)
Source: RefSeq, a predicted model, not a curated record
UCUCAAUCUUUCUCAGAGCCCUAAUUUCAGCACGGCACCUCUCCACAUCCAUUCGCGCGUCGGCGGAGCGCACUCGGGGUGGAUUUCUUCUUCUUUGCGCUACUUUUGCAUACCGGCUCUGCUUCCCGUCUGAACUUAUUUGAUAGGUGCAGAACACCAUGGCCGUACCGGCUGCUCUGAUUCCCCCGUCGUCUCUGGUCCAGCCGUGUCCGAUCUCAACUUCUUCGUCAGCAUCAUCAGCAUCAUCAUCAUCAUGUUCCGCGACCGCAGCAUCAUCAUCCUCGCCCUCGGCCACUUCUGCGUCUCCUUCUCAGUCAGCGACUCAGAAUCUGUUCCGCACGGAUCUGAUCAGCACCAACACCAGCAGCAUCCCACUGGGCGGCAAGCCCGUGUAUUCUACCCCGUCCCCUGUUGAAAACACCCCGCAGAAUAAUGAGUGUCGGAUGGUGGAGCUCAGGGGCGCCAAGGUGGCCUCUUUCACGGUGGAAGGACAGGAGCUCAUCUGCCUGCCCCAGGCGUUUGACCUGUUUCUCAAACACUUGGUCGGGGGUCUGCACACCGUCUACACCAAACUCAAGCGGCUGGAGAUCACGCCGGUGGUGUGUAACGUGGAGCAGGUCCGCAUCCUGCGCGGACUGGGGGCCAUCCAGCCCGGGGUCAACCGCUGCAAGCUCAUCUCCAGAAAAGACUUCGAGACCCUCUACAACGACUGCACUAAUGCCAGCUCAAGACCCGGGAGGCCUCCGAAACGGACCCAGAGUGUGACAUCGCCGGAGAACCCUCACAUCAUGCCGCACUCGGUGCCGGGCCUCAUGUCGCCGGGAAUCAUUCCCCCCACAGGCCUCACAGCCGCCGCCGCAGCAGCCGCAGCCGCCACCAACGCCGCCAUCGCAGAGGCCAUGAAGGUGAAGAAGAUCAAACUGGAGGUGAUGAGCAGCUACCACGGAAGCAACACCCAGCAUGGGGCCGACUCAGAGAACGGAGACCUCAGCUCCAGUGUGGGCUUGGAACUGCCGUUUAUGAUGAUGCCCCACCCCCUGAUCCCUGUCAGCCUGCCUCCCGCAUCCGUCACCAUGGCGAUGAGUCAGAUGAACCACCUCAGCACCAUCGCCAAUAUGGCCGCCGCAGCACAGGGACAGAGUGCCCCAUCCCGAAUGGUGACAUCAGUGAUUAAGGAACGGGUCCCCGACAGUCCCUCCCCUGCCCCCUCUCUGGAAGACGGCAGGAGGCCGGGGAGCCGUCCCUCAUCCCAGCGCAGCAGCAGCGUCUCCAGCUCUCCCGCGCACACAGAGAGCUCCUCCGACAGAAUGCCUGUGCAUCAGAACGGACUGUCGAUGAACCAGGCGUUACUGGGCCUGUCUCCCAGCAUCUUACCCGGGCCUAAAGAGGGAGAUCUGGCAACUCACGACAUUGGCCACGAGGCCAAGAGAAUGCACCUGGAGAAAGGCAGAAAGCAGGGCUGGGGAAGUGUUGGAGAGGGUGAUAAUGACAUUAAAACCACGGUGGAAAUCACUGGGCUGCACGUCCCCUGCUGGAUCUGCCCAGAGAGGAGGUGCUGUGUAGGUCUCUCCCAUAGACCGAGCAAGCCUGUGAAUCAAAGAAGCAGUGGGAGAGGAAAGAGGGGAAUAAAGUCAUAUGUAACUCAAGAAACCCCCAUGUGCACUCCAACAGCAAGAGACAGUUAUGAGAGGCUCUCGUUGGCGGGUCAGACCUUACCUCCAGGAUUUCCCUCACCCUUCCUCUUCCCUGAUGGCCUGUCAUCUAUAGAGACCCUUCUGACUAACAUACAGGGUUUGCUGAAGGUAGCAAUUGAUAACGCCCGCGCUCAGGAGAAACAAGUGCAGCUGGAGAAGACGGAGCUGAAGAUGGAGCUGUUCAGAGAACGUGAGCUCAGAGAAACCCUGGAGAAACAACUGGCUGUCGAGCAGAAGAAUAGAGCGAUCAUUCAGAAGCGAUUGAAGAAGGAGAAGAAAGCGAAGAGGAAAUUGCAGGAGGCACUGGAAUAUGAGUCAAAACGACGAGAGCAGGCGGAACAAUCCCUGAAACAGACAUCACCCACAGAAAGCCUCAGAUCACUCAAUGACUCGUUGACCCAGGAGAUAGAGACUGACCGCAGCAGUGGCAGAACAGAUGCUGAGAGGACAAUACAAGCAGAUGGAAGACUUUUUCUGAAAACCACAGUGAUGUACUAACAACAUGGCACUGAAGACUGCCGGCGUGUAUCUUAUGAAGAUUCUCCAGAGUCCCCUCGCAGGGUAAUUUAGUUACAGAAACAGGUCAAUCGCUCAUUGAGGUGUGCAUCAAGGGUUUAUGCUUGGCCCAAUGUGGAAGACGGAUUGUGUCCGAAUGUAGUAUUAGGACUCUUAUUCUCACUGAUAUAAACAUUAUAUUAUGCCAGAUGUGGGAUUGGAUAUGAUAAGUCGGCGAAGGCGACAAUUUGAGCACAGUAAAAUGUACCGUUCGGUACACUUGGUGAUAAUAUUUACAACAAAUUCACAGCACUGAAGAUUUUUUAUACUGUAUUUAAACCAGCGAGAAAGCUUCGAAAAUUCAAUCGGAUUCAGAGGUUUUGUUUUGUAUUAAAAAAAGAAGAAAAAAAAACACAAAUCCUUAAUGUCGUAACUAUUUGCCAAGAUGUUAAAGAUCCAAACUUGGAGAAGAACCUCUGAAAAUGUGAAUUUGAAUAUAUGUUCAACAGAAAAGACUAAUAUUUGCUUUUAAUGUUUUCUAAACUAGAAGGAAAAAAAAACAAUCAAGUUUCAUUUCUAUCAUUAUUGUACAUACAAGAACAGAAGAUAGGUUAACUCACUCACUUUGGUAUUUGUAUAUAAUGUUAAAAGUUGGUAUUGUGUAUGCAGUAGAUCUAUUAGGAGAACAAUACCAACGUUUAUAUUGAAUUUAUAGAUUUGUUUUGUUUCUGAGCCAUCAUUCUUUCAAUUCGCUGCCACUAUGGUGAGGAAGCAUGCAGGCAUGUAAAUGUGUUGUCCUGAAUUCAUGUUAUUCAAUAAAUACUUAACUGUGCUGAACAAAUGUACUUAGGGUUUAUUCACUCACACCCAGUAAAAGUUGUCGAACACUACUGUCUUUUCAACAGCUACAUUUUCAAUUUGCAGUAUCAUGAAUCUGACUCUUGUAUGGAUUGAAUCUCAAGUUUGUGGAAAAGUUGUACAGAUCACUAAAUGUUACUGACCAUCAUUACACUUAAUCCGGUGUAUUACUUUCAGUGAUAGGCCACUUUAAAUAAUAAGUAUUCAAUGUAUCAUUUCAGUUCUUUAUUAUAACAUGCAACGGGUUCCCAUUAGAAAGUUGCAGACAAAUUAGUAUUAGACCAUCUGGUAGAAUAAAAAGGGAAGAUAACUGGAAAAUAAUUCUUUACAACUUCCCUAUGUGGAUGAUGUUUGACAAAAAAAAAGUCAUAUUGAAUUUAGAUUUAAAAAAAAAAAAAAUUCUGAAUUGUAAUAAUAAUAAAAAUAAAUUAUAUAUUUGAAUAGAUUGUUGAUAACACAUUGUCUGCAAAAAAAAUCAUUUUAUUUGUUUUAUUAUUGUUAUUAAAAUAGAAGAUUCAACUAUUGGACAGAAUUUAGAAUUUUGAACAAUUGCAAAGAUGACCAGUUUUCAUACUUUUUUUUUUUCUUUAUAUAAAAAUCAAGAAAUCAUGGCAAUACCAAACUGUCACAUUUAAAUAAAGAGUGAAACUAUUCAGCCGGAUGAGUUAAAUUACACUGUGCUAAUUAAUGGUAAUAUUGAAUAUAUUAAAUAAUAGAUUACAGGCUUUUAAUGUACCAAGUAGAUGAUGAUGAUGGUGAUGAGGCACUUACUGGAUAAUCAAGAAAAAAUAUGUGUUGAAAGGAUCUUUUAUUAGAUGGACGUAUCUAAUGUUACGGGGCAGCUAUUUAUACUAUAAUCAUAGACAUUAUUUUGUCACACAUUUGUCCUCAGUCUGUAACAAUUCAAAUGUUUAUUGUGUUAUACUACAUGUUAAAGUAUCUUUUUACCUCAUCAAUGAGGACUUGCCUUUAAGUUUCUUUUUAUGUGAUGUAAAAACUGUAGCAAGAUUUAUGGACAUAUUGUUCAUUAUUUCUUUCUAUGGCAGUAAAGGAAACGUAUAAAUAUUGAAAGGAUGUCUUGUUUUAAAGUGCUUUUCCCUCUUUUCUGAUCAUGUCUCCUGUAAUGACACAGUAUGUAAGAGAAAGAGUGUGUGUGUGCGCGUGAGUGUGUGAGUGUGUGUGUGUGUGUGUGUGUGUGUGUGUGUGUGUGUAUGCACACUGAAGUGUAUCUGUGUGGAACCGCAUGAGUGUGUGUCUGUUUUCUAUUCUAUGGUGUCAUAUAUGGUAAUAAAAUAUUUGUGAGUCAA